Stylonychia lemnae is the source of this 1911-nucleotide messenger RNA. The record is from the annotation of a GenBank genome assembly. NCBI's taxonomy places the organism in Eukaryota, Ciliophora, Spirotrichea, Sporadotrichida, Oxytrichidae.
AUGAGCAGCGACUAAAAUCAAGAUUUAUAAGAGGAGUUGAAAAACGAAACACCUAUUGUCGAGAGUACCACUAAUAAUAAUGAUGAUGUGGCUAUGCAAGGAGAGGAAUAAGAGGCAUCUUCAAACCAACCAACUGACGAUGGUGGCUAAGAUUCUGAUUCAAUGCUAGAUCCUCCUGAGUAAAAGGUUGGAGAGAUACAAAACAUAGGUUGGGACAAUAAGAUUAAGAAGGAAAUUGUUGAUGUUGGCACUGGAGUGAAGAAACCAAAGUUGAAUUACCUAUGUCGUAUCAGUUAUGAUGCCUACUUCUACGAUCACACUGUCUUUGAUUCAUCUAAUGGACAGCUGAUUCAAAUAGGGCUUGGAGAUAUCUCUUGGCCAGAAGGACUAUGGAAGGGCAUUCAAGAAAUGAGACAAGGAGAGAAGGCAAAAAUCAAGAUAAAGAAGAAGUACGGAUUCGGAAGAAAGGAAAAUGUUGACAAGUUGAAAUUCCCUGUAGGAUAUUAGGAGCAAGGUGAGAAGAGGGAGAGACUUAUGACUAAAGGAAUAAUUUAUGAAGUCAGACUGGUAGAUUGGGUUGAAAGAGUUGACAUUGAGGCUAACGGAAAUCUAAUGAAAACAUUUUUGACUAAGCCAAGCCAAAGAGAAUGGGAGAAGCCCUCAGAAAAGGAUGAAGUCUUGAUCUCUAUGAGUUACUAUUAUGACCAAUAAUUGCCUCUUUUUAGCAUUGAAAACAGAAAUACAAAAAUGAGCCAUGAUGACUUUACUUUAACUCUCAAGAAAAUUCUAGAAUCUUGCAAACGGGGAGAACAUUCAACAAUCUAGGUUCAAAGUAGUUUUAUCAAGGAAGAAGACGAGAAGUUGUUCUAUAGACUUGGUGAGAGAUUCAAAGAAGAUAGAGAUCUGAUUGUAGAGGUUAAGCUACAUGAUUACGUGAAAGUUGAAGAUUGGUUCAAUGAUGACAAAUGCCACAAGCGCAUACUUAGGAAGGGCAAGAAUGCUAGUCCUAACAUUGACUCUAAUAUCAAGUUGAGGAUGAGAAUAACUGUGAAUGGCGAGGUUAAACUAAAUAACUUCUCUGAGGGAGACCCAAAAGAACUCUACAACCAGUUGAAUAUGAAUGAAGAACAGAUAAAUGAACUUAUAUAAGACGAAUCUUUAUAUUCCUUUACUCUUGACAAGUAUGUUUUACCCUCAGUCUUGAUUAAGGUCUUAAAAUCAAUGAAGCGCAAUGAAGUAACUGAGCUUGUCUUAAGAAGUCACUUUGAUAAGUUAGCAACAAACUUCCCUAAUCAAUACUUCAACCAGAAUGAACUCUUUAAAGACUUAAAAGAAGAGAAUUCAGAUGUGGUCUAAAUUUUACUAUGCCUUGUAGAUGUUGAUAAGCCAGUAUAUUUUUACUAACUCAAAGUUUAAGGCAAACUAGAUAGAAUUCUCACAUUGAAGACUACUGCUAGUGAAUUCUUUAAAGCAGGAAAUUUCAAGAAGGCUGCUAGAAUUUACCAAAAGAUAAAUGGCCAUUACAACUUUGGUGACGUAGAUAAUGAUCAUGCUAAAGAAGAAGGUAAAAAUGAAGAUUUUGAUAAAGUAAAAGAUGAAUUGAAAAAGCAAAAGAUCCUUAGUUUUAUGAACCUAGUUGUGUGCAAGUAUAAGACCAAAGAGUAUUAGAGUAUAAUUGGCAUUACUGAUUAAGUCAUUGAUAUGGAUCCAAAUAAUAUAAAGUGUUAUUAUUUCAGAGGUAAAGCCUAUUUAGAGCUUAAGGAAUUCGAUAAUGCAGUAAAUGCGUUUUAAGAACUAACAAAAAUAGACCCAAAUUACUAAGAAGGCAAGAAUGAAUUGAUUAGAGCCAAGCAAAUUAGAAAGCAGUUUAUUGAGAAUGAACAAAAGAAGUACUCUAGGAUUUUUAGUUGA